CGCAUCAGGCCCCCAUAACUCUUCCAACAUCCGCUGUUGCAACACAUCAACAGCGACCUCACCAUGAAAGGCAUUUGGAAGACAUCCCACGGUCGACAGGUGCUAAUUGCAAAUUGUGCUCAAGGUGUAGGCUCAACAGAACUCACAGUGAUAGCGAGCUUAAGGCCAUUGUGCUAGGAGCUGUGACAGAGCGACCGGGAAUGGCAGCCAUCGGCCCAUGAUGGUGUAGCCAUGUCCACUCUGUACCAUCAUCAUCACCACAGCCACAAGCAUGCGACGCAUGUGCCGGUCGCCCCUGUGCUCGAGCCGCCACCCCUCUUCGCGGUGGUAGCGAAGCACAUCUACCGCUUCUCAUUUAUCGAACUGGAUGCGGCAUCUUACCCGUUUCUGCGCUCGUUGCAGCUCAAGAAGGUCAUCUUGCUCAGCGCAGAGAGGCCAUCAAAGACCCUGACGACGUUCGUCGAGCAGGAAGGCAUUAACCUUACGCACUAUGGCUUGACAUCGGAGCGGGAUGACCACGAAAACGACAGCAAUGGAGCAAACACGCAGCAAAGUGGCGGUGAAGCUAGCCUCGAUCCACUAGACGGCUUCUUUGGGUCUGCGUCUGCUAUCUCGAAGAGCAUCAUUUCGGAGCACACCAUCAAGAAUGCGUUGCAGAACCUGCUCGACGUGCGGAAUCAUCCAAUUGCUAUCUGUGAUACGUCUGGGAUGCACGAGACUGGAGUCUUGGUGGGGUGCAUGAGAAAGAUGCAAAGCUGGAAUUUCGCCAGCAUCCUCGUUGAAUAUCGUUCCUUUGCUGGGAGCAAGAGCCGAGCACCCAACGAACGGUUCAUCGAAAUGUUCAAUAUAAGCACGCCUGACCUUCCCCCAGAGCGCCAUCGACCGUCGUGGCUUCAGCAUGCCAAGACAGAUCGUGCGAAUGGCAGAUAAUUGGGUUCAUUGUCGACAUUGUAGCAUACAACAGGUUCGAGAGAGAGAGAACUGCAUUCCCUCAGUUUUCAAUAUUUUGCGCAGCAUUCGUCUGAUACCCACCAGUGCCGAGCAACGGAGGCAUAUCGGCGUCGACGGCGCCAAAUGUUCUGCUGGGCUAAGAGCCGAGCUUAAACUCGAGCGCGCUACCUUGAAGGAAAACUCGGUUUGCCGAAUCCAGUUCCUCGUGAUCGGCUGGUUGUUGAGCGUGGUCGAUACGAUGUACUUGUCGGUCUUUGCGCCGCCGAAGCAAACGCAGUACGAACUCGACUGUAUUCAACACAAGGGAUACGGGGUAUCUAGUACGGGUACAGACGAGUAUAUGUACUAC
Messenger RNA from Tilletiaria anomala UBC 951, 1300 nucleotides. RefSeq names its product protein-tyrosine phosphatase. The coding region runs from base 232 to 930 and encodes 232 amino acids. The record is from RefSeq and is a predicted model, not a curated record. The transcript is spliced from 3 exons. Gene Ontology annotation, molecular function: phosphatase activity. NCBI's taxonomy places the organism in Eukaryota, Fungi, Basidiomycota, Exobasidiomycetes, Georgefischeriales, Tilletiariaceae.